UCGCCAUUCCGCCUCCACCCUGCUGCCCCGCAGCAUCUCGCUGACACCACCACGACCGCAACCGCGGCGCCGCGCUCCGAUCACCUCCUGCGUUUGCUGCCGGCGGUGUGCGUUCCGAUAGCUGGAGAUCUUCGCUGGUAGCUUAACUUAGCUCCGGGAGAGAAGAGCCGCCGGCCGCGAAGAUGAUGAUGAUGAGCGGUCGCGCGGGCGGCGGGGCCGGCGCGGGGCGGUACCCGUUCACGGCGUCGCAGUGGCAGGAGCUGGAGCACCAGGCGCUCAUCUACAAGUGCCUGGCGUCCGGCAAGCCCAUCCCGCCCUACCUCAUGCCCCCGCUCCGCCGCAUCCUCGACUCCGCCCUCGCCACCUCCCCGUCCCUCGUCUUCCCGCCGCAGCCCUCGCUGGGGUGGGGCUGCUUCGGGAUGGGGUUCAGCCGGAAGCCCGACGAGGACCCGGAGCCCGGGCGGUGCCGGCGGACGGACGGCAAGAAGUGGCGCUGCUCCAAGGAGGCCUACCCGGACUCCAAGUACUGCGAGAAGCACAUGCACCGCGGCAAGAACCGUUCAAGAAAGCCUGUGGAAAUGUCCCUUGCCACGCCGGCGCCAUCCUCCAACGCCACCUCCGCCAACAGCGCCACCGCCAACACCACUACGACCUCGUCCCCCGCGCCCACCUACCACCGCCCGGCACCCGCCGCCGCGCAUGACGCGGCACCGUACCACGCGCUGUAUGGCGGCAGCCCUUACGCGGCCUCCGCCCGCCCCGCUGGCGCGUACCACGCGGCGGCGCAGGUGAGCCCCUUCCACCUCCACCUGGACACCACCCAUCCGCAGCCGCCGCCGUCGUACUACUCCGUGGACCAGAGGGACUACGCCUACGGGCACGCCGCGAAGGAGGUCGGCGAGCACGCCUUCUUCUCCGACGGCACGACCGAGAGGGACCGCCAGGCCGCGGGGCAGUGGCAGUUCAAGAAUCUGGGCGUGGAGCCGAAGCCGAGCGCCACGUCGCCGUUCUCGGUCGGCGGGUACGGGAACGGCGCGGCGACGGCAUACGCCGUUGAUCUGACCAAGGAAGAGGACGAGGAGGAAAGGCGGCGCCAGCAGCAGCAGCACUGCUUCGUGCUGGGGGCCGACCUGCGGCUGGAGAGGCCGUCGGGCCACGACGCCGCCCCCGCGCAGAAGCCGCUCCGGCCCUUCUUCGACGAGUGGCCGCACGAGAAGGCAAACAAGGGCGGCUCCUGGAUGGGGCUCGACGGCGAGACGCAGCUCUCCAUGUCCAUCCCCAUGGCCACCAACGACCUCCCCAUCACCUCCCGGUACCGUAAUGAUGACUGAGACCAGCGUUGUCUGAUUGCGGCUAGACGAGAGGCUGAGGCCAGAUCAACCUGGAACACAAACUACGGCUGCUUUCCAGACGUGUUGAUCCUGAGAUGUACGGUUCUGCUAAAGGCCAGUACAGUUCGAUGAAGUUGAAAGACCUAAACGGCUAAACCUCCUAAGAAUGAACUUUCUUUUUCUCCAUUUUAUUCUCUUACGCUAUGUUGCUUGUAGUUUUACACUUCACUGUAAUGCUUCUGAUGUGUUUAGUUAUGAUGAGGUUAGCAGAGGUGAGGCCUUUCUGAUUUCUGAAGUGUUUUGCCUCUGUUCUGUUCUUGUCAGUGCCAUGUAAUAUCUUGGGAGCGAGCUGAGAUCAGUUCUGGAUUUCCCUUU
This is a messenger RNA of Panicum hallii, 1706 nucleotides long. RefSeq names its product growth-regulating factor 1. Gene Ontology annotation, cellular component: nucleus. Gene Ontology annotation, biological process: regulation of DNA-templated transcription; DNA-templated transcription; developmental process. Lineage: Eukaryota; Viridiplantae; Streptophyta; Magnoliopsida; Poales; Poaceae. Gene Ontology annotation, molecular function: ATP binding. The transcript is spliced from 3 exons. The record is from RefSeq and is a predicted model, not a curated record. Bases 183 to 1331 code for a protein of 382 amino acids.